AUGGGAAUUCAUCUUCGGACUUUCGAUUCAGCAAGUAAGAGACAAAAUCCGCGUGCUGCCAGUGUCAAAGCAAUUCACCGGAGGUUUCUUGUUGACAGCGGGAAUGUUCCAGUUCACUAUAAGCCGGAGCAGGGAUCUUCUGUUCCCAAUAUUACCAUAAUCAAAGAGUUCAUCCUGUGGUGCAUGUACCGCACGCGUCCUACAAAAGGAAGUCUUCAACCAGAUGGAAGGCCCACGGUGAAGGCUACUCUGGUAUGCGCGGAGAGGGUUUUCAGUGGCCUUGAGUCAGCUACUGGGAACAAGGUCGCUGCAGAGGACCGUUCAGAUGUAUACAGGCAAGUUGCGAAAGUUGAUAAUGCCGGCCGGGGCUUACCUUUCCAUAGUGGAUCAUUGGAUCGAAUGGCCACUGAGGUUAUAUGA
This is a messenger RNA of Penicillium canescens, 420 nucleotides long. RefSeq lists its product as uncharacterized. Lineage: Eukaryota; Fungi; Ascomycota; Eurotiomycetes; Eurotiales; Aspergillaceae. The record is from RefSeq and is a predicted model, not a curated record. The transcript is spliced from 3 exons. Bases 1 to 420 code for a protein of 139 amino acids.